Loa loa (African eye worm) is the source of this 1332-nucleotide messenger RNA. RefSeq lists its product as hypothetical. The transcript has 12 exons. The annotation marks the transcript as partial. The record is from RefSeq and is a predicted model, not a curated record. Lineage: Eukaryota; Metazoa; Nematoda; Chromadorea; Rhabditida; Onchocercidae. Gene Ontology annotation, molecular function: metalloaminopeptidase activity; manganese ion binding.
AUGUCAUUUACAAUGGGAAGUGACACUUUCAUUGUAACUGCUAAAUUAUUUGUGGAAAAUCGAUCACGUCUAGUGGAAAUGCUGAAAAAGAAAGUUCAUCCUGGAAGUAUUGUACUGCUAAAAGGUGGCAUGGAACAGAAUCGUUACAAUACAGAUGCUAUGGAUCUUCCAUUUCGACAAGAAUCGUAUUUCUUUUGGACUUUUGGAGUUCAUGAAAGUAAUUGUUUUGGUGCUAUAGAUGUUGAUUCCGGACGAUCAUUUCUUUUUCCGCCACGGUUGCAUCCGGAUUUCUCCAUCUGGCUUGGAAGUAUCAACAAUGAGGAAUGGUACCAGAAGAAGUAUCAGGUUGAUGAAGUACACUUCAACGAUAAAAAUACCAUCAUUGAAACAUUAACGAAUUUACAUGCAAAGCAAUUGCUGUUGCUGAAAGCUAAUAAUUCAGAUAGCAAUGAAAUAUUGGAACCACCAAUUAUUAAUGGACUAAACAAUUUACCUUGUGACACAUCGAUACUGUAUCAGAUUAUGGCUGAACUUCGUGUUUUCAAGACCGAUCAUGAACUUAAUGUUAUGCGUUACGUUUGCAAGGUAGCAUCAGAAGCACAUAAAGCAGUAAUGAAAGCAGUGAAACCUGGAAUGUAUGAAUAUCAAUUGGAAAGCUUAUUUCGGCAUCAUUGUUAUUAUCACGGAGGAUGUCGACAUUUGGCCUACACUUGCAUCGCUUCAUCUGGAUGCAAUAGUGCAAUCCUACAUUAUGGCCAUGAAAAUGCGCCAAAUUCCAAAGAAAUUACCGAUGGUGACCUGUGCUUGUUCGACAUGGGUCCCGAGUAUAACUGUUAUGCAUCAGAUAUUACGACAACAUUCCCGUGUAAUGGUAAAUUUACGGAAAAACAAAAAGUUAUUUAUAACGCUGUCUUGGCUGCAAAUACAGAGGUAUUUAAAGCUGCUAAACCAGGAUUACGAUGGAAUGAAAUGCAUAUGUUAGCGGAACGGAUCAUACUGUCGCAUUUGAAGGAUGCUGGAAUACUGAAGGGUGAUUUGGAAGAAAUGAUGAAAGCACGAAUGGGUGCGGUAUUCAUGCCUCAUGGAUUAGGGCACCUUAUGGGACUUGAUGUGCAUGAUUGCGGUGGUUAUCUUGGAGAUGCUGAACUUCGAUCAACACUUCCAGGCCUUAAGGCUUUACGUACAACGCGCACCUUGCGUGAAAGAAUGGUGAUAACCAUCGAACCAGGAUGUUAUUUUAUCGAUACGCUGCUUGACGCUGCACUUAAUGAUCCACUACAAAACAAAUUCAUUGUCAAAGAAAAGCUAAACGAAUUCAGAGGUUUUGGUGGG